AUGCCUUUAAUUGAUGAAUAUGGUGUGCUCAAUGUUGUUGGAAACUAUCAACGGGUCAAACAGUUCUCUAGGUCUGAAGCAGGGGUUACUCAUGUUUUAGUAACUGAAGGCGCUGGCUAUAUCGGUUCCCAUGCUACACUACGCCUUCUCAAAGACUCUUACCGUGUAACUAUAGUGGAUAAUCUCUCUCGUGGAAACAUAGUUGCAGUCAAAGUUCUUCAAGAAUUGUUUCCCGAACCCGGGAGACUUCAGUUCAUUUAUGCUGAUUUGGGAGAUGUAAAAGGCGUACACAAAAUCUUUUCAGAGAAUGCAUUCGAUGCGGUUAUGCAUUUUGCAGCGGUUGCAUAUGUUGGGGAGAGUACUCUUGAUCCUUUAAAGUAUUAUCACAAUAUUACAUCGAAUAUGCUGGUGGUACUGGAAGCUAUGGCCGCACAUAAUGUUAAUACUUUGAUAUAUUCGAACACAUGUGCGACUUAUGGAGAGCUUGAGAAGAUGCCGAUUACCGAAGCAACUCCUCGGGUACCGUACCAUGGGCUCUAGGGUUUUAAUUCAUGAAUCUGAUUGAAUUAGCAUGAAGAUUAUGUUUUCUGAUUAUAAAUUGUUUUGUUAUCUUUUUUUGUAAUAAGUAGCGUAAAUCUGUUGCAUUUAGUUUCUAAUUUGAUAUAAAGUUUGUUUUCUGGCAUAUACACUUACCGUUCUUUGCUGGGCCCAUGAAC
Helianthus annuus (common sunflower) is the source of this 716-nucleotide messenger RNA. RefSeq names its product putative UDP-arabinose 4-epimerase 2. The transcript has 5 exons. Gene Ontology annotation, cellular component: cytosol. Bases 1 to 540 code for a protein of 179 amino acids. The record is from RefSeq and is a predicted model, not a curated record. NCBI's taxonomy places the organism in Eukaryota, Viridiplantae, Streptophyta, Magnoliopsida, Asterales, Asteraceae. Gene Ontology annotation, molecular function: UDP-glucose 4-epimerase activity. Gene Ontology annotation, biological process: beta-D-galactose catabolic process via UDP-galactose, Leloir pathway.